GAAUAGACGCCGCAGGAACGUCCAUGUUCUUUCAACGUCAACAUCGUCGCCAUAUUGUGACGGCAUGUUUUAGAAAAAAAAAAACAUGCAGCAAUGUAUGAGACCGUUCCAAAGGUUUAGGUAAAGCGGCCAUCAACUGCUCCAAGAUGGACCUCCUCACGGUGUUGCCGUCCAGCUUCGGAUAUGUCAUAUUUACUUACCUGUACAGCUGGAUCAUGCUGGGCUAUCUGGCCGUAAAGGUCGGCACUGCCAGGAAGAAAUACGACGUGAAGUAUCCCGCAAUGUACAGCGACAAGGAGCCCGUAUUCAACUGCAUCCAGAGAGCCCACCAGAACACAUUGGAGGUGUACCCCCAGUGGCUCGUUUUCCAAACAAUUGCAGCCCUUGUGUAUCCGUUGUCUGCAUCCGUUCUGGGGGCUAUCUGGGUGACCAGCAGGUUUUCCUAUGCGUGGGGCUACUACACAGGAGAUCCAGCCAAGAGGAUGAAUGGCGCCUAUGGCUACAUUGGACUCUUUGGAGUCAUCCUCCUGUCCAUAUCUAUCGCUUUGCAACUGCUUGGAGUCUUUUAAGAUGCAUUUCAACCUAUGUUUGCCUAUCUAGUUAAGAGUUUAAUGGCUCAUUGCUGGCAAUAAAGUCUCCAUACUUCCAACAUGUUUUUCUAGACUGCUAUCUUGAAAUUACUUUUCAUUUAUAUGUUUUGUUUUUAAAAAAAAAACAACCUAAUGUCAUCAAGGUUUUUCAGUAAAAUUAAUGACGACUGAACUUUACUGCCUCAUAGAGUGUGAGUAGCGAAGGGGCCAAGCAGAGGGGGAUUGACGGCUCCAUGUGACUUACACAUGAUGCCUCAGUCAUAAGUCAGUGAGUGAGAGCAUAAUACGAGUAAAAUUGGCAAGAAAAUGUUUUAUUGACUGCCUCAAGUUUGUCUCAUACAACACAAAUGUGAUGUUUGUUAUUUUCAAUAAAAUACUUGUAUUUCAGCUGUUGUUUCAGUGGACCUGUCAUGCACCUUAUAAUAAAAUCACAAUAAAAAAA
Fundulus heteroclitus (mummichog) is the source of this 1032-nucleotide messenger RNA. It is a transcript of the gene mgst3b, whose product is annotated as microsomal glutathione S-transferase 3b. The transcript has 5 exons. NCBI's taxonomy places the organism in Eukaryota, Metazoa, Chordata, Actinopteri, Cyprinodontiformes, Fundulidae. Gene Ontology annotation, cellular component: nuclear envelope; endoplasmic reticulum; membrane. Gene Ontology annotation, molecular function: glutathione transferase activity; glutathione peroxidase activity. Bases 147 to 569 code for a protein of 140 amino acids. The record is from RefSeq and is a predicted model, not a curated record.